Messenger RNA from Stegastes partitus (bicolor damselfish), 6731 nucleotides. It is a transcript of the gene znf106a, whose product is annotated as zinc finger protein 106a. Bases 102 to 5279 code for a protein of 1725 amino acids. Gene Ontology annotation, molecular function: RNA binding; SH3 domain binding. Gene Ontology annotation, biological process: insulin receptor signaling pathway. The transcript has 22 exons. Lineage: Eukaryota; Metazoa; Chordata; Actinopteri; Pomacentridae. Gene Ontology annotation, cellular component: cytosol; membrane. The record is from RefSeq and is a predicted model, not a curated record.
AGGAUGUUGUUGUUAGCUUCAGCCCUGGAUGAGAACAUGCAGUAGUCCUGCACACAUGUGGAUGUUUUAAAGUUAUGGGCUGAGAUCCACCUGCAUCCAACAUGGCGAGAGACAGAAAGUGCAUCCUCUGUGAAACGGUCUACGUCUCCAAGCAGGAGAUGGACGAGCACAUGAGAAGUAUGUUGCACCACCGCGAGCUGGAGAAGCUCAAAGGCCGGGACUGCGGACACGAGUGCAGAGUGUGUAAGGUGAAGGUGGUGAGCCUCACCGAAUACGCCGGCCACAUCUCCAGCCCCACGCACAAGCAGAACGUGGAGGCGGCCGAGCAGAAACCUGCUGGGAACGACCAAGACGAGGACUACUUCGACCAGGCUUUGGUGGAGCUGAUCGAGAAGAGAAAAGAGCAGAUCAGAAAAGAGAAGGAGGCUGCCGCUGCAAAGCUGGCAAAAGAAGAAGAAGACCGAAAAAGAAAGGAGGAGUUUCAGCAGCGACUAAAGGAGGCGAAGGACCGUUACCGCUACGGUCUGGCCUUGCAGCAGCAGCAGCAGCAGCAGCCGCCGCCGCAGGGGUUCGCUGAUUCCGCUCUCAACACUUCCUGGUACGGGAGCAACCAGUAUAACGCCUGGGCAGGGGGGCCACGACCCUGGCACCACAACAAACAGGGAAAGAGCGCCACCUGGCACGCUCAGGAGCCUCCCAACCUACAGAAGUGGGCGUCCGCAGAGUUUGGUGGAGGAAACUUCAACGGCCAAGAGGGGCGGAGCAACAAGACGUGGGGUCAGAGCGGGUAUUCUGGCAAUCCACAAAAUCGGCUGCCGUGGCUCAGCAAUGGGGGCAGCAGUAACGGGCUCUAUGGCCAGAACAAUAUUUCCCAGUAUGCCCAGAGGGGGCGGCCCCUGAGCCUGUUAGGGCAUCCCAAGUUUCCACCUCCGCCCAGUUUCUUCGCCCAGGCCUUCAGCCAGUUUCAGAGUAUGGGCACUGACCAGGGAGGUCAGCAGGCUGCCGGGCUUCAGAACUGGGAGGGACAACCAGCAGAGCCUGAACAUAACAGCAGCAAGAGCUCCAAGGCUUUCGGUAGCAAUCCGAAGCUGGACAAAGCGUGCCGCUGGUCGCCCUACCCAGUCACCAAGGGUUCUGAAUUCGUACCUCAUAGCGAUACCAACCCAAACUCUUCAGAGAAGUACCACAAAGGCCCUAAACCGCUGAUCAAACCUCCAGAAAUCAGCUUCGAGAGGCAGUCCAGACCUGAGCAGAAACCAGGGCAGCUGACCUCGAGUCGACCAAGUGUGGAAGACAAAGGGAAGCACAAAGCAAACCCAGCGACCAAACCCAGAGACAGGAGCAGCAGCAGCAGCGGUAGAAGCAGCAGCUCUCAGAGAGAAGGCCACCAGAACUCCCCAUCUGGUUCGUCCAAUAAAAAGCCGUUGCUGAAGAUAGAUCGAAAGAUGUCCUCGGUUCCAGGUGUCGGCGGUGGAGCUCAGCUUAGCAAGGCCUCCAGUCAAGCACAGUCGAAACCAGCUGCAAAGCAGAGUGGACUCAAGGCUUCAACUGUUGGGCCGCUGCAGUCUAGACAAGAACGGCAGCUUCCAGAGUCAGUGAAGAAAGCCAGACAGAUUGUGUUAGAACAGAGAGGCUCUUUAGACAGCUCCACUAACAACAGGAUGGAAAUGGCACGGCACAUCGCGGAGGAGCAAUCACAGAGUCCGAUUGGAGUCAACAAGGAAAACAGCUGUAGGCAGAAUGCAAGUCAGCCCGAUGCAGUCAGGCCAGAAAAGCCUGCGCUGGCGUCUUCAGACAGCAGCCAGUUUCUCCAGUCGCUGCAAGUCAGCACCUCCACCGUGGAGAGCUCAGAGCCGGCAGCUUCAGGCCGGGACGAUGAGGAGAGCAGGAAGAAAUCGGAGAAGGAAACCUGCUCGGUGGCCUCCGAUGACGGCAUGCAGGCAACUGAGGCGGGUCAGAGCUCAGAGAGCGACACCUCCAGAAGCGGCGAAGCUCAGACCGGAUCCAACACAUCCAGUCUGUCCAAACUGGACCUGCCUCCUGUGUUGAAACGGGACCUCAGCAAACACAUCAGCUCCAAAAACAAGACAGUCGGCCAUGAACCGAACCUGAACAUCGCCAGACGGGUGCGUAACCUGAGCGAGUCGCGGAGAAGCGACACCGAAAAGGACUCUGGGCUCAAACCGACCGUACGGCAGCUCAUCAGCUCAUCGGGGUCUCGACGUAACGUGAACUGGGAACAGGUGUAUCAGGAAGUCAGGAAGAAGCAAGACAAGGGGAAAGGCAUGCCGAGGUUUGGGAUAGAGAUGGUGCCAUGUGAGCAGGAGUACCAGAGCCAGGAGGAGGAUAACAUUCCCCUGCUGGAGGGUUUCCAAUGGGAAUCAUUAAUGGACGUCUCUUCCCAGGGCGCCUCCCGAAAACGCUCUUUGUCAGAGAGCAGCGUCGCACCAGCAUCCACACACUCGCUGUUUACAAGCCUCACAUCCAAAGACACCGCACAGAGAGAAGGCCUCAGCUCUGAGCAGCAGCCGUCUGCAGUUUCUCCCAGCCACGUUUCUGAUCAAGGAAGUGGAGACAAUCAGCCAGAGGUUGGGCGGGUGUUGGGUCAGUUUGAGGCUAAAGCACAGAAGCAGCCAGGCAAAGCGAAGACAGUGAAAGCUCUGCAGAGAUCCGACUCAGUCCUCGGAGACAGCAGCUCGGGAACGGAGCAGUACGACGGUCAGGGAACAGGGAAGAGGCGGAGAGCAGCCGGGGAUGUUCCAAAUGCAGAAUCCUUGUGCCUGGAACAUAAUAGCAAAAGACGGAAGGUCAAAUCCAAAAAAGAGCGUUUACAGAUCGACCAGCUGCUGGCCGUGUCUCUGCGAGAGGACGAGCUGAGUCGCUCCCUGCAGACGGUGGACGCCAGCCUGAUCCAGGCCCGAGCUGCUCUGGAGGCCGCUUACCUGGAGGUGCAGCGCCUCAUGGUGGUUAAACAGCAGAUGAACGGAGAGAUGAGCUCGCUGAGAAACAAGCGGAUCGAGUUACUCAAAGGGAUGCAAGGUACCGUGGAGGAAGCCCCUCAGGUGAAGCUGAAAGAGGAAAAGAUGGAUUCAGAAACAGCUGAGCCACACAUCCCCUCCUCUGUGAUGCUUCCUCCCGUUGUGGACUCUGCUGCCUCCAGUCCCGGUCGUGCUGCAGACUGCGCCUCUCCUCCCUCCUCCAGCCUUCCCUUCACGCCUGUAGUCGUGAAGCAGGAGCCCCAGUCUCCUGUCCACGUCAGCCCAGAGCUGGACGCUGCAGACGGCGUGGCCCACUGCGCUCACAGCACCACUCCGGAGCUGCCAGUCGCUCCUGCCACAGCUUCAGAUCCUCCCCUGAACUUCCAGCCCUCUCCUGACAGAAAAUCAGAGCUGCACCAAGCCAGCUUUGUUGAGCCUGCAGCCUGCGAAGAGGAGCUGCAGGGUCUGGUGGAGACGACAGAAAGGGGCAUCCAGACAGCGAGAAGCUGCCUUCCGGCUUCUCCUGACUCCAAAGCCUCCCUAAAGCUCCUCUCCCCCAGCAGGAGAGGCUCUGAGGAGGCCGACGGUGCCGACGCUCACUUCUUCCAGCCUCCCUCGGCGCCUUUAGCCCCGAACCUGCCGACCUCUCCGUCCGAAACCAGGGCCGGGAAGCGUGUGAGGAAGCUGAAGAAGAGGAAGGCGCUGAAGAAGGCUCCGGGCCUGGAGCAGCUCGAGAGCACCGACACUGAGAUGGACGAAGAAGCCUCAAGGCCCAGAUGGCUCCGACCUCGCAGGAGACCCAGCGGAGGCUCUCAGGUCAGCACCUCCAGUCUGCCCCCAGAAGACAGAGACGGCGACGUGAAGGCGCUCAGGACGGCGGUUCUGACCGUCAAACUGGAGAAGAUCGACCGCAAACUCAUGGUGGAGCUUCCUCAGGCGGCCGCCACUGAGGCUGCUGUGGUGGAUUCAGAGGAAAGCAUGGAGGUCACUGUGGCCUUCCAGCAGCCCCACGCAGACGCCUCGCCCCUGGUUACCCCUCCAGCACCGGCCCCAGACUCCUCCAGACCCGAGCCCCAGAGCCUGGCCUGCAACGAGGUCUCCUCCACCAGUGACAUGGAUCUGUGUAAAUCCUCUGAGAGCGAUUUGCCGUUUGCCAUCACGCUGCCCAAGAACUCAUCAGAUGUGUCCUCCGACCACGGUGAGGACGAGAUGCCCUCCGACGGUGCGUUCGAGGGCCACCAGGAGGCUGUUAACGCCAUGCAGAUCCACAACGGGCUGCUGUACACGUGUUCAGGAGACCGAACCGUCAAAGCCUUUGACCUGGUGACUCAUAAAUGUGUGGGUGUGUUCGAGGGUCACAGCUCCAAAGUGAGCUGCCUGUUGGUGUCUGCGGCUCCGGGACUCCAUCAUCGUCUUUAUUCUGGUUCCAGCGACCAAACCAUCCGCUGCUACAGCCUCAAGACACGAGAGCUGGAGCAGCAGUUCUCUCUGUCGGACCGAGUCCUCUGCCUUCACAGCCGCUGGAGGACUUUGUACGCCGGUCUGGGAAACGGCACAGUGGUGACCUUUAACCUCAAGUCAAACAAGCAGAUGGAAGUGUUCGAGUGCCACGGGCCGCGAGCUGUCAGCUGCUUGGCCUCGUCGCAGGAAGGAGCUCGGAGGGUCCUGCUGGUCGGAUCCUUCGACAGCACCAUCAGCGUGAGGGACGCCAAGAACGGACUGCUGCUGAGAACUCUGGAGGGUCACAGCAAGACGGUGCUCUGCAUGAAGGUGGUCAAUGAUCUGGUGUUCAGUGGAUCCAGUGAUCAAUGCGUCUACGCACACAACAUCCACACAGGGGAGCUGGUUCGGGUCUACAAAGGACACAAUCAUGCUGUCACUGUGGUGGCCGUCCUGGGCAAAGUAAUGGUGACCGCCUGCCUCGACAAACUGGUCCGAGUCUACGACCUGCAGUCUCAUGAGCAGCUGCAGGUGUACGGUGGACACAAGGACAUGGUGAUGUGUAUGUCGGUGCACAAGAACAUGAUCUACACCGGUUGUUACGACGGCAGCGUUCAGGCCGUCAAGCUGAACCUGAUGCAGAACUACCGCUGCUGGUGGCACGGCUGCUCGCUGGUCUUCGGGCUGACGGAGCAUCUGCAGCAGCACCUGAUCAACGACCAUACCGGUGCCAAACUCCAGACGAUCAAGUGCCGCUGGAAAAACUGUGAAGAGUUUUUCUGUGCACGCAACAGCUCCAAGCAGGGAAUGCUGGUGCACAUGCAGAAACAUGCCGAGGAGGAGACCCAAGUGGAGCCUUAAGGGCGACCGGUGGAAACACACUUUCCGCCUUGAGCUCUUUUACCCUUUACCCCCCUGUUAACCUCCCAUAUUGGGGGGGCCUGUUCUCGGGACCCGCUAACUGACGAGCGGCGUCCGACGACUCCAUCCUUUAUGUUCGGUGUUGGAAUCCAACCAUAAUACAAUCGUGAAAGGAGGUUGGUUGCGCUGUUGUUGUUGUUUGUUUUGUUUUUUUUUACGUUCUACAAAACACGCCUUCCUCUCUUUCUGUCUGACCACUGCAGCUCCUCUUUAACUGACCAAAGUAAGACGAAAAGAAAAACCAACACACGACUUUUGUUUAUCGAAGAAACUCCAGCGUUGCCGGUAUUCGAGGGGGGGAUUCGCGCUGCUUUGCAUUUCAAAACUGCAACAAAAACCAAUAAUGGUCUUCCGGAUUGGUUGGCUACCAUAUGGCAUGGGUUAAGAGAUGUUUUUAUUGUUGUUGUGCUGUUGUGAUGUGUCAUGUUGAGCAACCUUUAGUUUUUUGUUUUUUUUUUCUUUCCUGUUUUUGCGAGUUUAUUCAAAGUAGCCUCGCGCUUUUAUUUUUUGGGGAAAUCAUCGUCUCCCAGCUAACGGUGUGAUUAUUUGUUAUGAAGGAGUUUAAUUUAUUUCUGGUUUGGUUUUUAUUUUAUUUUCAGAAAAAUAAACCCGAUGUCUAACAGUCUUCUCGUUUCGUUAGCAGCUCGGGGGUUAUAUUUAUUUGAUCCGUUGCUCAUUCAGGUGACGUUUCAGCGUGGAGGGACUUUGUCGUGUGACUCGGCCUGAGGUUGCCAUUUGAGGAUUUACAUUUGCAGUGAUAACAGAGCCGAGGCGUGGACGCGGUGGUGUGUUUGUGUGUUCCUGCGCGCGUUUGUCUGUGUGGAUUCAUUCCUCGUAACUGUUGACGGAACGUUUCCAACCUCGUUUUCCAAGAGUGUGAGUGUGAGACACGGUUUUUAAUGGACUUUAUUUUAUAUUCGGAGCGUCGAGCAGAAGGCACCGGAGCUGUAUUUUUUUCCACAGUGAAGAUAGUUUUCUAAUGAAGUGUGGAGGUGAAGGAUGUUUAGAGGAGGUGUUUGAUGGAAGAUCUUGGAGGGAAGAAUUAGGAUUCAUCUCCCAUGCCAUACCUCACCCUCUUACAAACCGGUGACACAAAGGAAACCCAUUUUAUCGCAGCUUGAAAGCCUAGCUGGUGUUCUCUUGGCGGCGUCCACCCCGUCGAUGAAUCGUUCUCAGCCGAGUUAAGCCAACGAUCUUGCCGCCGCCGUCUUCCAAACUCUCCUCACUCACUCGACGUUUUGUGACCGAGCAAAGCGAGCGCUUCACCUCUUACCUGGCAUUCCUGAGUUUCUUCAAGUUUUUCAGUUGUUCUCGAAGUUGUGAAGAGAUAUUUUUUAAGAAAGUGCAAUUUAAGAACUUAUUAAUAAAAAAAAUAAAAAUGUUGCAACAUCA